AUGACUGGUGCCAGGAUUGCCCAUCCACUUCUUCUCGGCCUCGCCAACAUACGUAUGCAUACUCGGACGAAACUCUCAUCCAAAACAUUCAUGCUCAUGGCUCUCCUCCCCAUUCCGAAGUACCUACACCCCAACCAACGGAUGCGUGGCAUGCUUGAAGACUGCCUGGUGCAUGAGUGCCUUUCAAUUUUCCUGAAGCCCUUGAUGAUAGCGGCAGAAGUUGGCAUCAUGAUGUCCGAUCCAGUGGGAAAUGUUCGACACUGUUUUACGCCUCUUGCAGCGUACAUCGUCGAUACCCCAGAGGCAGCCAUGCUUGUUUUGGGGAUAAUUUCCGGCACCCCCGCUCAACCACUACAUCACUGGCACAAGGAAUUUUUUGACCACGACCUUCAGUGGUGUUUCAAGGUUGUUGGCGCCCAGGAGUUAGAUUUCAGGUUUUCUAUAUUACAGCCCAUCACAGGCUAUCGCCACUUCGCAGCUCCUCAUCGCUUUGUGAUUGCAAUAUGUGCCCUCAUGGAUGUCUGGUACUUGGCGCAGUGCCCUGCACCUGACGCCGACUUGCUGUCAUGGGCACGGAUGGGAGCGAAGAAACCAAUUGACAAUUGGUUCAUCCCCAAGUUGGAGCUCCUGCAGAGCAUCACGUCUAGUAUGCGCAAAAUGCAAACUGAACACGCCCAUGUAUCUGAAAUUAAGGACCCUGCGCGACACACAAACGAUAACGAUUACGACCCACAGAUAUAUCGCUAUCUGGAUCGUCAGGAGAAACUGCAAUGUUUCACGAUCACUACAACACUCAAAAGCCACAAUCCUGCAGACGUUGCUGAGGAGAAUGAAGGGGAAGAAGACAAUAUUGAUCCUGAUGAGUGGGAGCCAUCUGAUCCACGGACCGCCCUCCUGGAGGAGAUGAAUCAAACACGCAUUACCACAAAUUAUUUCAGCAAAGCCAAGCAAAAUGCUACCCUCAGCCGCAGAGAACUUGCUUACCCCCCUCGAACGUUUAUAGGUGGUGCCACUGCUAUCCAUCUCAACUAUGAUCCAUCUCAGAAUGGAGUCAAAGUUGGGGACAUUUCUGUUGACUACAAUAUACCGGAUCUGCACGUCCUGCUUUCAGAUUUCUUGCAGUGUGACGCGAGGGGCAGAGGAGUAGUUCAUGAGGUCGCUUCAAGAAGGAGACCGUCAAUCAAUUGUCCUCCAAUCCUUCCAUUCGAUCACAUUCAAGUCUGGCAUUCAGUUCGUCUACAGCAAACAUCCUUCCACGAUUCUAGCAUCGUAUUACCGCCCAGACUGUACAUGCCUCUCCUUCGCGCCCUGGAUGGCCCAAAGGCCGACGGGAUUUUGUCCUGGUCACACAAUCUUGUUUUGAGUAUUGGGCCAAUUGAUCCAGCCACCGGGAUGCAUACACUGGAACGCACAAAGCAUGCUGAUGGCUCUCCUGUUGGUAAUUUCGUUCUGUUGAAUCAACUUCGUGCAUUCAUCAGUGUUAUCCCUCGACUGGGGGAUGUGGUGGAUGUGUGA
Suillus subalutaceus is the source of this 1515-nucleotide messenger RNA. RefSeq lists its product as uncharacterized. The coding region runs from base 1 to 1515 and encodes 504 amino acids. NCBI's taxonomy places the organism in Eukaryota, Fungi, Basidiomycota, Agaricomycetes, Boletales, Suillaceae. The record is from RefSeq and is a predicted model, not a curated record. The transcript has 8 exons.